AUGAAUUGUUACCCAGGAUCUUCUUCCCAUGUUCAAUCGACCCUACUUCAUCCAAGAAUCCCUCUCUUCGAAACCACACAUAUCAAAUCCCUUCUAUUUUUCACCUCCCAAUUCAAAACCCCAGCAUCCACCAUGGUUUUGACCAAGAGCAGCGUGACCAUCACGCACAUCUCCACGGCAACCGCCAUCAUUUCCAUCGACGGCAUCAACUUCCUCACCGACCCGGUCUUCUGCCCAGCAGGCUCGGAAUACAUAUACGACGGCUGGUCCAAAGCCCCCAACCUGCACGAAUGGGGCUUCACCGGUAAACCUCCGACCGCAACCCUACGCAGCAUCAAUGGCCCAGCUGUCCAAAUCCACGAACUGCCCCCCAUCGACGCCGUCCUCCUCAGCCAUGAAGACCACGUCGACAAUCUCGAUCCCCUGGGCCGCCAACUGCUCGAUGGCAGACGCGUCUUCACCACCCCGGACGGCGAGAAGAACCUCCAGCCACGCCCUGGCGUCGUCGGCCUUCGUCCAUGGCAGACUGUGUCGGCGAACAUCGGGGGCAAGCAGUUCUGCAUCACGCGCACGCCGUGCGAAAAUCGGAACACCAUGUCGAAGCUUGUGAUCCCAGAUAUUGGUUAUUUCAGCAGUCGAGUUUGA
Aspergillus chevalieri is the source of this 645-nucleotide messenger RNA. RefSeq names its product MBL fold metallo-hydrolase. Bases 1 to 645 code for a protein of 214 amino acids. The transcript is spliced from 2 exons. Lineage: Eukaryota; Fungi; Ascomycota; Eurotiomycetes; Eurotiales; Aspergillaceae. The record is from RefSeq and is a predicted model, not a curated record.